Messenger RNA from Rhinolophus ferrumequinum (greater horseshoe bat), 833 nucleotides. RefSeq names its product calaxin (gene CLXN). The record is from RefSeq and is a predicted model, not a curated record. Gene Ontology annotation, molecular function: calcium ion binding. The transcript is spliced from 7 exons. Bases 98 to 736 code for a protein of 212 amino acids. Lineage: Eukaryota; Metazoa; Chordata; Mammalia; Chiroptera; Rhinolophidae.
GAGAUCCGGUUGGUUGCCCCAGGCCCAGUACUCGGGAGGGUCCCGGCAGCUGCGCUCCCCUAGACACUGCCACAGCCCGAUUCAUUGAGGUCCCGGCAUGAAUCGCAAGAAGCUGCAGAAGUUGACGGACACAUUAACUAAAAAUUGCAAGCAUUUUAAUAAAUUUGAAGUGAAAUGUCUUAUACAACUUUUUUAUAACUUGGUGGGAGAUGUAACAGAGUGGCAAGGUGUGGUCAUUGGACUGGAUCGUAAUGCAUUUCGAAAUAUCUUGCAUGUGACAUUUGGAAUGACAGAUGACAUGAUUAUGGACAGAGUAUUCCGAGGUUUUGAUAAAGACAAUGAUGGCUGUGUAAAUGUAUCAGAAUGGAUUUAUGGAUUAUCACUGUUUCUUCGAGGAACUUUGGAAGAAAAAAUGAAAUAUUGCUUUGAAGUUUUUGAUUUGAAUGGUGAUGGAUUCAUUUCAAAGGAGGAAAUGUUCCACAUGUUGAAGAACAGCCUUCUCAAACAGCCAUCUGAAGAAGACCCUGAUGAAGGAAUUAAAGAUUUGGUUGAGAUAACACUUAAGAAAAUGGAUUAUGAUCACGAUGGGAAGCUCUCCUUUUCAGACUAUGAACGAUCUGUGAGAGAAGAGACUCUUUUACUGGAAGCUUUUGGACCAUGCCUACCUGAUCCAAAGAGCCAGAUGGAAUUUGAAUCCCAAGUAUUCAAAGAUCCAAAUGAAUUCAAUGAUAUGUGAAUACCUAAAUGUCUGUGUUGUCUCAACAGUAAAUAUAGACUUCUGCACAGAAUGAACACUCAACAAAUACAAUGGAUUGAAAAGUACAAACUCAAAG